AUGGCUGUUCUAUGUCUAUCUAGCAUCACACAAGCAAAUGUCAAAAUCCCCAAAGAAAUAGCCAAAAAGUUUAGUAGUGACCCUCAAAUCCUUUCACUGGCAUCAACAGAUUAUGGGCACAUAGUUCACGAAACCCCAUUAAAAGUUUUUGAGCCAUCUUCUGUGAGUGAUAUCUCAAGUUUGAUCAAAUUCUCAAACUCUCUUCCCACCCCAUUCACCAUAGCCACCAGAGGCAAAGCUCACUCCAUUCUAGGGCAAGCCCAGGCACGAAAUGGGGUGGUCUUGAACAUGACUAACCUCAAAGGGUCACUGAUUUCGGUUUCAAAUUGUGAUCGAAAAACAUCAUUAAAUUGUUAUGCUGAUGUUGGUGGUGAAGUGUUGUGGAUUGAUGUGUUGCAUGCAACCCUAAAACGUGGACUCACACCUUUAUCUUGGACAGAUUAUUUGUAUCUGAGUGUUGGAGGAACUCUGUCAAAUGCUGGAAUCAGUGGCCAAGCCUUUCGAUUUGGUCCUCAGAUCUCUAAUGUUCUUCAACUCGAUGUUGUCACAGGAAAAGGAGAGCUUGUGACUUGCUCUAGGGAUAAGAAUUCUGAGUUAUUUUACGGUGUUCUUGGAGGAUUAGGUCAAUUUGGUGUAAUAACCAGAGCCAGAAUACCUCUAGGACCUGCACCAACCAGGGUGAAAUGGCUCAAUCUGCUUUACAACAACUUCACUGCAUUUUCUAGCGACCAAGAACAUUUAAUCUCCUUCAGUGAAAAGAAUGACACUACUGCAGCAGAUUAUGUAGAAGGCAAGCUUCUAUUCAAUCAGUCACCCCUGGAACUUUCCUUUUAUCCAGAUUCUGACCAUCAAAGAAUAACUUCACUGGUAACUCAAAAUGGCAUAAUCUACAUCAUAGAACUUGUCAAAUACUAUGACAACAACUCUCAAGCAUUCGUGACCAAGGAUGUGGCCGAUUUGGUGAAAGGGUUAAAGUUCGUACCAACAUUUAUGUUCGAAAAAGAUGCAUCGUACGAGGAGUUUCUGAAUAGAGUUUACGCAGAAGAGUUAUUUCUAAGGUCAAAAGGACUUUGGGAAAUUCCUCACCCCUGGUUGAACAUCUGGAUUCCAAGAUCUCGAAUCUCAGAUAUUAACGAAGGUGUCUUCAAGAACAUUAUUCUUAAGCAAAACAUUUCUGGCGGAAUUUCUCUGAUAUACCCGCUGAACCGAAGCAAGUGGGAUGAUAAGAUGUCACCAGUUACACCAGAUGAAGAUGUUUUCUACGCUGUAAGUCUUUUGCGUUCUACAAGUUCGAUAGAUAUGCUGAAGAAAUAUCAGACUCAGAACCAACAAAUAUUAGAGUUUUGUAAGGGUGCUGGUAUUAAGAUCACGAAAUAUCUCACUGGGAACAAAACACAACAACAAUGGGUGGAACACUUUGGCUCAAAAUGGAAACUUUUUGCAGAUAGAAAAGCUCGAUUUGAUCCCAAAAGAAUAUUGUCACCAGGACAAGGCAUUUUUUGA
Molecule: messenger RNA, 1503 nt
Organism: Vigna angularis (adzuki bean)
Lineage: Eukaryota; Viridiplantae; Streptophyta; Magnoliopsida; Fabales; Fabaceae
Product: cytokinin dehydrogenase 2-like
Exons: 5
Coding region: 1-1503 (500 amino acids)
Biological process (GO): cytokinin metabolic process
Molecular function (GO): FAD binding; cytokinin dehydrogenase activity
Source: RefSeq, a predicted model, not a curated record